Messenger RNA from Raphanus sativus (radish), 564 nucleotides. RefSeq names its product calcium-transporting ATPase 2, plasma membrane-type-like. The annotation marks the transcript as partial. Gene Ontology annotation, molecular function: calmodulin binding. Lineage: Eukaryota; Viridiplantae; Streptophyta; Magnoliopsida; Brassicales; Brassicaceae. The transcript has 2 exons. The record is from RefSeq and is a predicted model, not a curated record.
GUUGGAGACACGAAUUAAAACGAGUCAACUCAGCUUCUCCUCUCCCCUAAAAUGAUACUAGUAGUAUAUUGCACUCGAUGACUCGGUCAAUCAAUGGGGCACAUAAAAAGCUCAUAACUUUCCCUUUCUCCCAUUUAAAAAAGCUUCCGACUUUUCUUCCUCACCCACAAAAUUAAGAACUGUGUGUGUGUUUUCUCUCUUCGUCUCUCCCACGAAAUAAGCAGAAACAUUGAUUCCCUUUCUGAAAACAGAGCCUUCAAAACAGAGCAACCUGGAGGAACAAAGAAGAAGAUCGUAGAGAGAAAGGAAGAUGGAGAGUUACCUGAACCAAAACUUCGAUGUGAAGGCGAAGCAUUCCUCCGAGGAAGCUCUUGAGAAAUGGCGCAAUCUCUGCGGCGUCGUCAAGAAUCCCAAACGCCGUUUUCGCUUCACCGCCAAUCUCUCCAAACGUUACGAAGCCGCUGCCAUGCGCCGCACCAACCAGGAGAAGCUAAGAAUCGCAGUUCUCGUCUCAAAAGCUGCCUUUCAAUUCAUCUCUGGUGAGCUUCUUAUUACAUGUUCAAA